Messenger RNA from Ascoidea rubescens DSM 1968, 225 nucleotides. RefSeq lists its product as uncharacterized. The transcript has a single exon. NCBI's taxonomy places the organism in Eukaryota, Fungi, Ascomycota, Saccharomycetes, Ascoideales, Ascoideaceae. The record is from RefSeq and is a predicted model, not a curated record. The coding region runs from base 1 to 225 and encodes 74 amino acids.
AUGGUGAGAUAUACUCAGACAAGUAUUAGUGGUAUUCCAGUUGCUAUCAAUCAAUUUCGUCUCAAGUUUUGUAUUGUGAUGCACAAAAGGAGGGAUAUGGGUAUUACUAUGCUAGUCAUAAACAAUUAUUUACUGAUUAUUGUGGUGUUUUUAAGUUGGUACGACAAUAAUUAUCUCAAAAAGGUGUGUCAAAGAAACGUUAUGAUUGAGCGAUCUCUAGUGUAG